Molecule: messenger RNA, 1908 nt
Organism: Oncorhynchus gorbuscha (pink salmon)
Lineage: Eukaryota; Metazoa; Chordata; Actinopteri; Salmoniformes; Salmonidae
Product: elongation factor-like GTPase 1
Exons: 7
Biological process (GO): cytosolic ribosome assembly
Cellular component (GO): ribonucleoprotein complex; cytosol
Molecular function (GO): ribosome binding; GTPase activity
Source: RefSeq, a predicted model, not a curated record
GUUUGCCAAGAUUGAGAUCAGUGCCUCCAAGCCUAUCAUCCCAUUCAGAGAGACCGUGAUCAGACCACCCAAAGUGGACAUGGUCAAUGAAGACCUGGGAAAACAACAGAAGGUGGCGGUGAUCCAUCAGGUGAAAGAGUCAGACACCCUGCACCUGGACCCCAGCGGCCUGGUGACUCUCACCACCCCCAACAGACAGGCCACCGUGGGGGUACGGGCCAUACCACUACCCGAAGAGGUGACUCUUCUACUGGAGGGUAGUGCUGACUUGAUCCGGACCCUGGAGCAGGCAGGUCAGGCCCAGAGGGAGGGGAGGACCCUGGACAUGAGUACCUGGACCCUAGAUGCCCUGAUGGUGCUGAAGAGCAGGCUGGAGGUCCUGCUGCAGGGGAGGAAGUGGAGGAACGCUGUGGACCGGAUAUGGGCCUUUGGACCACGCAGGUAUGGACCAAACAUCCUCCUUAACAGCGUAGAGGGGUACCAGAGACCAUCCGUGUGGCACUGCCUCGAACGAGAGAAAGGAGAGAAAGAGGGAGGGGCGAAAGCUGAGGCCAGCGCCAUCCGAGACUUUGACAACAGCGUUGUCAGCGGUUUCCAGCUUGCCACCCUCUCUGGUCCAAUGUGCGAGGAGCCCCUCAUGGGCGUCUGCUUCUCUGUGGAGAGAUGGGACAUGAACUUCCCCACCCAGCGCACCCACCUGGACUCUGUGACUGAAGAAGACUCCAACUCCCUUGAUGCAUCUGUUUCCGAAAGCCCCGGUGAGCCAGGGAGACGCAGGGCGGAGGUUGUGGCCGGGCUAGUGGACUGCUACGGGCCGUUCUCUGGCCAGCUCAUAGCUGCUGUGAAGGAGGCUUGUCGGCACGCGUUCCAGGCCAAACCUCAGAGACUCAUGGCUGCUAUGUACACCUGUGAAAUCAUGGCUACAGCAGAGGUGUUAGGUCGUGUGUACGGGGUCCUGGGGAAGAGGGAGGGCCGAGUGUUACAGGAGGAGAUGAAGGAGGGGACGGAGAUGUUCAUCAUCAAGGCCGUCCUUCCUGUGGCCGAGAGCUUCGGAUUCGCUGAUGAGAUACGCAAGAGAACCAGUGGAUUGGCUAGUCCACAACUGAUAUUCAGCCACUGGGAGGUGAUCUCCAGUGAUCCGUCCUGGGUUCCUACCACAGAAGAGGAGUACCUCCACUUUGGAGAGAAGGCUGAUUCCGCCAAUCAGGCUCUGAAAUACAUGAACGGUGUUCGGCGGCGUAAAGGUCUGUACGUGGAGGAGAAGAUAGUGGAGCACGGCGAGAAACAGAGAACACUGAGCAAGAACAAAUAGGCCUGUGUGUGUGUUUCCUGAUUGACUCCUACCAACACACACCCGAGACAGACAUCAUAAAGAGCAUCCAGUAGAUCCUGUCCCCCAUCGUCCACCAUCAUCACCCCUCUAACUGUCACUCAAAAUGAGCCACUGAUGCUUUUAUAUUACGGAGCAGUUUUGCUGAAAACCUUCGAAAACGUUUUUUAGUCCAGAACUAGACUUAAUCUGUGUCUAGGAAACGGGCCCAAUGGGUUUUAAUAGCUGGACAUGCAGCUGUGUCUUUACCCGGGAGAACCCCUUCCAGCUAUGCAUAAUUGACAAGUGUUCCCGUUCAAAUCCAGUUUUUCUGUUAAGUGAAGUGGCUUGAAUUCAUUUCUGCUCUCAACCUAAUUGAAUUGCAGUACCCAGCCCCCUGAAGAGCAGCAUUUCAUUUGGAAAAACAGAAAUAUGAUGCAAAGUGGGAUUGUACGUUUUUUAAUUAUUUGGGGACAGCGCUAGCGAGCUAUAGCCUUGUUGAUGUGCUAUGUUGAGAGCUCUGGAUAAGGUAUCUGUGUACAAGACAUAAAGCAAAAUGUACAGUAUUUACCAGAAAGCAAUAAAGAAGGAAAAUGGUG